Synchiropus splendidus (mandarinfish) is the source of this 3993-nucleotide messenger RNA. RefSeq names its product ring finger and CCCH-type domains 2 (gene rc3h2). Lineage: Eukaryota; Metazoa; Chordata; Actinopteri; Syngnathiformes; Callionymidae. The transcript has 21 exons. The record is from RefSeq and is a predicted model, not a curated record. Bases 574 to 3957 code for a protein of 1127 amino acids. Gene Ontology annotation, molecular function: metal ion binding.
GCUCGUCACAUUACUAAAGUAGUACCCACGACUAAGAUUCAGAGGCACGAAAUCGAACACAAAGAUUGUCGACAGACGAGUUUCAGAGACAGUCGCAGAUGAAAUAAAGCCGAGCAGCAGAGGUCUUCUUCCGCAGGCGGUUGGUGCUCCGAGCACGCGGCAUUAGCUCCAUCAGUGGCGGAGGGAUACAUGGCUUCUCCUCCCGGUCCUGCUUUGACGCGAGGAGGGUGUGUGACCCGCUGUACCUGCCUUUGAUUCCACAGAGGCAGCGCGCCACAAGCGCUUCGAACCAUGGACGAAGUGGCGAGCCACAUAGAUGUGCAUUUCCAGCACAAAUAUUAACAAGCUGUCGCCGCUGCUCUGCGACAAGACGGCAAGACAUUUUGUCUCACACUGAUGCGCUCAUGUGGGUGAUGAUGUUGCUGCGCGGCUGAGGUGGAUGCUAAGGUAGAGACCCCAGGACAGACACACUACCUGAAAAACGCCAUCAGUGCUGGCAAACAACAGCAGGUGUCAGAAUUUGUUAAUAUGCAAUCCUCCUGAGCGUCCCCCUUCCGGUGGUGUGGUGCGAGCAUGCCAGUGCAGGCGGCCCAGUGGACAGAGUUCUUGUCUUGUCCCAUCUGCUAUAAUGAAUUUGACAGUGGUAGCCACAAGCCCAUCAGCCUGGGCUGCUCACACACCGUAUGUAAGACUUGUCUGCACAAACUGCACAGGAAAGCAUGUCCAUUUGAUCAAACCCCAAUCAGCACGGACAUCGACCUGCUGCCUGUUAACUGUGCGCUGUUGCAGCUGGUUGGGGCGCAAAUUUCAGUCGUGCAACCGGUGAGUCUGAAGACAGCAGCCGAAGUUGCGCACUAUGAGGUGUGCAGGGUGUGUGUCGAAGAGCUGGCUCUGUACCUUAAACCCAUCAAUGGCACCAAGGGCAUGGCGUCAGUAAGUCCAAGUGCGCUGAGUCGGCCCAUGCAGAGGAAGCUUGUGACUCUGGUGAACUGCCAGCUGGUGGAGGAGGAGGGUCGUGUGCGGGCAGUGCGUGCAGGUCGCUCGCUGGGCGAACGGACUGUCACUGAGCUAAUCCUGCAACAUCAGAACCCCCAGCAGCUCUCUGCUAACCUCUGGGCUGCAGUGAGGGCUCGGGGUUGCCAGUUUCUUGGUCCCGCUAUGCAGGAAGAUGCACUGAAGUUGGUUCUACUUGCUCUAGAAGAUGGCUCGGCUCUUUCCAGAAAAGUGCUUGUUUUGUUUGUGGUCCAAAAGUUAGAGGCUCGAUUCCCACAGGCCUCAAAAACCAGCAUUGGCCAUGUGGUGCAGCUCCUGUACAGAGCCUCCUGCUUCAAGGUGACAAAGAGAGACGAAGACUCCUCUCUGAUGCAGCUUAAGGAAGAAUUUCGGACGUACGAGGCUCUCAGGAGAGAACAUGACGCUCAGAUUGUCCACAUUGCCAUGGAAGCUGGUCUUCGGAUUUCACCUGAGCAAUGGUCAUCUCUGCUGUAUGGAGACUUGGUCCAUAAGUCCCACAUGCAGUCCAUCAUAGACAAGUUGCAGUCUCCAGAGUCAUUUGCGAAAAGUGUUCAGGAGUUGACGAUCGUUCUGCAGAGGACUGGGGACCCUGCCAACCUGGCGAGUCUCAGACCUCACUUGGAGCUUCUGGCCAACAUUGACCACAACCCCGAUGACAUAGCACCAUCCUGGGAGGAGCUGGAAAGUGUGAUGUUGGCCGUGAAGCUGGUGGUGCACGGGCUUGUGGAGUUUAUCCAGAACUUCAGCAAAAAAAGUCAUGACACUCCACAGCCACAGACCAACAGCAAGUACAAGACCAGCAUGUGCAGAGACCUUCGUCUGCAGGGAGGAUGUCCAAGAGGGACCAACUGCACGUUUGCACACACGCAGGAUGAGCUAGAGAAAUUCAGAUUACGGAACAAGAAGAGCUGCAGUGUUGGUCGAACUGUCCCGUUAGUUUUGGGCAAAACCUUUGCUCUAGACAGCACGCUACUCAAUGACCUGCCAGCACAGACCCAUAAUGGUACUGCAGAGAGUCCUGAGUCGCUGGCGGAGGAAGUAUCUGGUCGAAAUCACACGCAUCUGAUCUCCAGAGCUGCUGACAUAAUGGAGGAAAGUAAAAGAACAGUGCCAAGCAGAUCAAUCGUCUCUUCCACCAACAGUGCCUCGGAGCAGUUUUCUCCUCCCAGAGCUCCUGUCAGCCAUUCAUCGACGUCGCCUCCAUCAAACACCGCCAGUCGGGCUGAAGGUGGAAAUCAUCUGUCCAAACAUAUUCCCUUUAUAAUGCGUGCACAACUUCCAUCUCAGGCAUCAGAACUUUAUUUCCAGGAGAACCAUGCGACGUUUGAUCCGGGACACUAUCAGCCUGGCUCUUGCUCCUACUACCCUUCUCCUCUCCAUCCACCUCACAAACACUGCAUGGCUCGGUUCCUCAGAUCCUCCAACGUGCUUGAAUCCCCGCUACCUCCUUCCCUUGGCCCUAGUACUACUCUUUACCCAGGUGAUCCCCAAACGCCACAUCCACCGACCACAUCAUCUGCUGGAUAUGGACCACAUCCAUCCAGAGAUCGGAUUGGACCCCAUGCCUUUCACCAUCAUCCUGGUCAGCCAUCGUAUGCCCCUCCACAUGGUAUUUACGCACCUCUCUAUGACACCAGGAGAGUAUGGAGGCCACAGUUGUACCACAGAGAAGAUGCUCGUAGUAAUUCUCUGCCUCCAGAGGUUUUACAUUCCUCUGUCUAUCAGCCACCGCUCAGGGAGAGAUUCAACUCUCUAGAUAGCAACUACUGCUCCAGUUCUGAACACCGUGCAGGACUACACAGAGACUUUGGCCGGGUCCCACUGGGCUAUGAGGAUCUGUUCAGAAGGAAACAGGAGCAGUGGGCGCAUCAUCACCACCAUCACAGUGCCAGUAGACCUUCACAGUCCUCCCCAAUAUUCACCAUUGAUUUUGGAACUGAGCAUGUGGAGAGUGGAGGAGGCCAGUGUGUGGGGUGCAGGAUGCGAAGCGACUCUCACUAUUCUCCUUGGUCCUGUGGCACCAUGGGCCGUCGUCUCAGCCCAUUUGAACCUGAAGCAGUUACGCAAACACCCCCUCUUGCCUGUGCCGACCAACAGGAAAUAGACCAUAACAGUAGCGGAGGUGGUACUGCUGUUGGAAAGCGAUGGAUCCACACGUUAGAUCACUACCGGCGUUUAAAAGAGGAAGACCCAAUUAUUCCCUUCAGUGAGGGACCCAUUAUCUCCAAAUGGGGGGCCAUAUCAAGGGCUUCUCGGACGGACUACCACACCACGGAUCCUGUCCAAGCCACAGCUUGCCAGCGAAGCUCCAGCACCACACCAGUCAGCUUUAAAGAUUACAACCCACACCUGGAACACAAUGAGUACAGGUGGGGCUCCAGAGGAUCAGACUCAUCCAGCCACUCCAGUUUCCUUGAGAGUGAGCAGCUUUGUGUGUCCAAGUCGCUGGAUCGUCGCACAUCUGUUAGCAGUGGGGAACAAAUCCUGUCCGACUGUCCGACGCAUCCAAGAGCGUACAGCCAGCACCAAACCUCCGAACAAGAGUCGUGUGAACCAGAACCUGAACAUGACAUUGAACUUGAUCUCUGCUCCAUGGAUUUGGAGGACUCGGACCGGGCACAAGACAAGACUCAGGAGUGUGUAAACCGGACUGCCUCACAUUCUCAGGAAAGCUUGCAUCUCCUUCCAACUCCUUGCUCCUCACCCCUUCUCACCUCCAACAUGGAGGAUCUCCACCAAACAGACGGCCCGUCUGCUGAAAAGAUGGACUCUCAUCUGCUAAAAAAGAUGGCCUUCAGGAAGUCGUUGUCUCCAGGAGCGUUGGUGUCAGGCAGUCCGGGAGUUAGCAAGCUGCUGCUGCGAACGGGACCCCACCGACUUGGGGACUCUUCUCCCGUGUCUUGUCCUGAAAAUCAAGCUGAAUUGGUGCUUAAUCGAAGUUAAUCCAUUUAAUCAUUCAAUCAAAACAACAAUAUUUUU